AUGGAGGCUGCAGGUCGUUCCGCAGAACGUUCUGGACCUGGUGGCGACGCUGCCACCGCAGCCGCCGCCGCCGAUGACAGCGGCGUGUUCCACGAGACGGAUGACAUAUCGGACAUCCUUAACGUUGGGCUGGGCGGACUGCCCACCCUGUCGGCGUUGGGGCAGUUGUCGAUUUUGUCGGCAUCUGCUCAGGAGUUCAAACCGGGGGGCCAGGGCGACGCCAUCCUUCCGUUGCCCGCAGGGGACCCAAGCCAUGCGGGGGGCGUUGAGCACGGGGCUUGUCAUUGCGAGAGUGCCUGGGAGGAGGGCGAGCAGGCUGCCGUGCCACCGGCGGAGGAGGUUCAGCUGUACGACGACGAGGGGCAAGGGGAGGGGAUGGGGCAAGACCAAGACGCGUACUACGCAGAGGUACAGCUGGAGGCGGAGGUGCUAGAGGUCCUGGCGGAAGGGUUCUCGGACUGUUCCCCGGAGAGCUUGCAGACCGCUUGCGACGCCUCUCUAGCCGUCAAGCCCUGCCGACACCUCCUGCUGGAUGGAGAGUGCCGGAGGAGCGACUGUGCCUUCAGCCAUGACUUCGCCACCACCCCCUGCCGUUACUGGCUGCAGGGAUGCUGUGUCAACUCCUCGGAUGAUUGUUACUUCAUGCACGACUUGGUCGUUCCCAACGAAGAGGCGGGGUUGUCUCCACCGGGCAGCGAGCCGGGUAGAAUGGCAGAGGAGAGCGGUGGUGGUGGCGACAGCGGCAGCGACGAGAGACAACUGUCCGGGGUUGACCAAUUCCCGUCCCUGCCGUCGACCACAACCCGGCUCCCUCCGCCAAUUGGCAGUGAAAUAGUUGGCACGGAGGGCAGCGCUCCAUUUCAAACGCCAUCGUCCACUAAGAACGGUGUCAGCGGAGUCGCUUUGGACACGAUUGCUGCGGUUGCUGCACCUUCUGCCGCCGGAGUCUCCGGGCCGCGGAUAGGGGACGACAGUCCGGCUACAAAAAGAGAGGAAGCAGUGGGAUGGAAUGAAAAGAAGGAUAACGAGGACGUUCUGCUGGCGGCAGUAUCAGCGCCGAAAGGGCCGCAACGGGGCCGCGGGCGGAAAGGAGGACGAGGUCGUAAGACACGCUUCACCGCGGUCGACCUCCAAGCAUUGUUGAAACCCGGCAGUCCCCACGCAAAAACAUCAACGCCGGAAAAUGUUUUCCACCCUCGGGAGGUGGGCUCGGGAAUAGCCCAACAGGAUGGAACCGGCGGUGCCAGCCUGAGCGCGGAGCCGGGCAUGUCCUUUGCCGAUGUUGUGGGCUCGUCGUCAUGCCUAGCUGGAAGCACAAAUGGGCUUGGAAGGGCCGCGGAAGUCGCGUGUCAGUCCCCCGAUGCGUGGAGGAGAGCCAUCGGAGAUGAGCGGUAUCCCCCUGCUGUCGUCGGAGGUGGGGGCGAAUGGGUGUCGACUGGAGAUGCGGUGGGGAAGCAGUACGAGCAAGCCAGGGAAGAUGCGGCGGAAUUGGCGAGGGCGCGGAACAAGUUUUUCACUUCGGCCACAGAGGCGUUCCAGAGGGGAGAUGGGCUGCUCGCACGCGAUCUGGCCCGUCGCGGGAGAGAGCUGAACUUCAGGAUGAAAGAAAAACAUCGACAAGCUGCCGAGUAUAUAUUCGGCGCCAGAAACCCGGGUGAUCAGGUGUUCCAGCGCAAAACGAUGGAUCUUCACGGCCUGCACGUGGCUGAGGCCGUCGAGGUGCUCGACAGGGAGAUGGGGGCGUUGGCGGCGAGGGGGUUGUGCAGUGUGAGAGUCCUGACCGGCACGGGACAUCACAGCAAGGGACCCACCAACAAGGCGCGUCUUUUGCCAGCGGUGGAAAACUUUUGCUUGAUUCGCGGUUAUCUCUUCAGAAAGGUACCGGAUCAAAGCACCGGCCACGUCGGGGCGAUCGACGUCCAAUUCGCGGAACUGUCGGAACACUCGACAGGAGGAUGGGGUUAAGGUUGCGCUGUCUUCGACCCGUCGUGGUGGGGAUCAUUAUUCCGCGACGAGAAACGAAGCAUGCCUGACGAAAGCAGCACAGCGACAAAAGCAGUACGUAAAUAGUGAGAGUGAUCGCACACACCCUAGACUGAAUUUCAGAGCUUGAUUGCUCGACGGUUGCGAAAACCGGUCGAUGCGAACGAGGAGGGCUCUCGACGAGGUCUCUCCAACGUCGCGACGGCACCGUCGUGGUUAUCGGGUGUAGACAAAUCUACCGAUGAACUCUGUGUGCGAUAUCCCCCACUUGUCCGGAAUACGGAGUGAACGAUUUCUUUGCAUACGUAUCUCGACCCCAAAGCCUGAGUUGAUGUAUGAUCUGAGAUCCCUGGGGUGUUUUCAUGAAGAUGCAAGACACGACAGGGGGGCGUAGGGGUGUCCUUGAUGACCUAGGAGAAAUUUCAGAUAGUAGUGGAGUUUCGAUUUCCGUUUUCAUCGUCACUCAAGGAAUGCUUGGGUUUGACCCCAAGGUCUUACAUGUACUGUGUAGACUAACCGUGAUCCUAGGGGUUGUUUGGAAGUCAAUUUUGUGCAUAGCUUGGUCCGAAGCCCCACUCAGGGGAGCUAUGCUUCACUGUGUACUUGCACACCACCCAGCAACGAAGUGUUUGAUGGCUGUAACAUUUUUGCCGUGUUCAGUUGAGUUUUGAGCGCGACCCAAGCGACAUGACGAUGUAUUUUAGCGGUCAUAUCAGGCUGUUAUCCGUGCCAUCCGCAGACGGUCAUGUGUACGUUGGUUUGUCCGGGAAGUUGUUAGUCUAGUAGGUCAGUCUGGUAGACUACAUUCUGGAAAUGUCUGGAACGCACACUGCUGUAUGUCGCCUUGGGAGAAUAUUCAGCUUUUUCGAUUGUCUUGACGUCGCAAGUCAUAGACUCUUGAUAGCCUCUCUGUGCACCCCUAUCAAGGUCUGCAUGAAAGAACGUACGUUGCCGUAAAAAGCAGAUGAUAGCAGACCGAAGCCUAGAAGGUGAAGAACAU
This is a messenger RNA of Ectocarpus sp. CCAP 1310/34, 2983 nucleotides long. The record is from the annotation of a GenBank genome assembly. Lineage: Eukaryota; Phaeophyceae; Ectocarpales; Ectocarpaceae.